Myotis lucifugus (little brown bat) is the source of this 724-nucleotide messenger RNA. It is a transcript of the gene CCL25, whose product is annotated as C-C motif chemokine ligand 25. The record is from RefSeq and is a predicted model, not a curated record. Gene Ontology annotation, molecular function: chemokine activity; CCR chemokine receptor binding. Gene Ontology annotation, cellular component: extracellular region. Gene Ontology annotation, biological process: positive regulation of ERK1 and ERK2 cascade; positive regulation of GTPase activity; G protein-coupled receptor signaling pathway. NCBI's taxonomy places the organism in Eukaryota, Metazoa, Chordata, Mammalia, Chiroptera, Vespertilionidae. Bases 1 to 444 code for a protein of 147 amino acids. The transcript has 5 exons.
AUGAACUUAUGGCUCCUCGCCUGCCUAAUGACCUGCUUCAUAGGCACCUGGGCCCCUGCUGUCCAAGCUCAAGGUGUCUUUGAGGACUGCUGCCUGGCUUACCAUCCCUACAUCAAGCAGACUGUCCUCCGGCGGGCCCAUAGUUACCAUCUCCAGGAUGUGAGUGGGAGCUGUAACCUACCCGCUGUGAUAUUCCACUUCCCUCGCAGACAUAAGAUGGUGUGUGGGAACCCAAAGGCCAAGUGGGUACAAAAUGGGGUGAGGUUACUGAAUCAUCGGAAAAAGCAUCACCAAGGCACCUCGGGAAACUUCCAAGGCUCUCACACUACUGAGAAGAAGCUGAGCUCUGGAACCUACAGGGUUCCACCCUCCUUGUUUAGAGGUGGCAUCGGAAGCAGCAAGAGGAAUGCCUCCCUCCCAACAAUAGCUAAUCCAGGACUGUGAGACUGCACAUCUCCAGGAUCAAUCAACUCAAGAUGGGCUGGAGUUUCUCCACCGUGACUGUUGCCUUGCAGCCCCCCAAUUGCUCUAUCCUUCAAGCCAACUCUCCAAGCCUGUACCCAAGUCUGCAUUGGUCUCUCACCCCGCCACCUCCUGCUCCUUAGGCAGCUGUAAGGAGGGAGCCCUUUGUUUUCUUUGAGAACCAGAGCCUGCCCUGGCCAACGGUUCUGAUGGACAAUCAUCAAGGAUCACCACCCAUUUGCAGUCUUUUGUCACCUACUCU